UUCACUUGUCUUUGGGAAGCAUCCAUCACAGGAGAUCCAAAAUGUUGAAGAUUGUCGCUUUGGUUGCCUGUUUAGCCGUUUUCGUUUCGGCCGAAUACUACCUGGCAGAACACGUGGAAGCCAAGGAUUAUUACUCGCACCCGAAGUACAAGUUCGAGUACGGUGUGCACGAUCCUCACACCGGAGACCACAAGAGUCAGUGGGAACACCGCGACGGGGAUGUCGUCGUGGGAUCGUACACCGUGGAUGAAGCCGACGGCACUCACCGUGUUGUCUCGUACAACUCGGAUGACCACAACGGAUUCCAGGCCCAUGUGCAACGAGUCGGACAUGCCCACCACCCACACGGAGAGAGUUACGCCAACAUUGACCAGCAUCACUAUUCUUUGGUAACGAGUUCAGGUUCAGUAGUGCUGGUGGAUGUUGGCAUAGCUUUCUCCGUGUGGGUGGUGAGCAUGUCCUUUACGUUGGACAUGAGGCUGGAAUCCGGUUUUGUGAUCCGAGCUGUAGUCAACAAUGCGGUGGGUUCCGUCGGCUUCAUCGAGAGUGUAUUGUCCCUUAACGUGAUCUCCAUCACGAUGUUCCCACUGGCUCUUGUGAUCGUGGGUGUGCAGAUCCUUAACACCGUAUUCGUAUUUGUACUUUGGGUAGCUGUAGAUUUCCUCCUUUCCAGUUGCAAGAGUUUUCAGCUCCAAACCAGCAUCAGCUUCGAGAUGUUCAAGAUUAUCGCCCUGGUCGUCUGCCUUGCUAUCGCCGUUUCGGCUUACGAGGAUUAUCACACCCAUCCGAAGUACAAGUACGAGUAUGGUGUCAAGGAUAGUCACACCCACGACCACAAGAGCCAAUGGGAACAUCGCGACGGGGACCAUGUCAAGGGUCAGUACACUCUGGACGAAGCCGACGGUACGCACCGGGUCGUAGAUUACACCUCGGACCACAAAACUGGAUUCCAGCCGCAUGUUCAGCGUAAUGGCCAUGCCCACCAUCCACACGGAGAAAGUUAUGCCAACAUUCAUCAGCAUUACUAAGCAAGUUGAUCUCAAGCCAAAGAAAUAAAUGCUCUAAACUCAA
Malaya genurostris is the source of this 1071-nucleotide messenger RNA. RefSeq lists its product as uncharacterized. The record is from RefSeq and is a predicted model, not a curated record. Gene Ontology annotation, cellular component: extracellular matrix. The coding region runs from base 42 to 1028 and encodes 328 amino acids. NCBI's taxonomy places the organism in Eukaryota, Metazoa, Arthropoda, Insecta, Diptera, Culicidae. The transcript is spliced from 5 exons.